Molecule: messenger RNA, 1397 nt
Organism: Exaiptasia diaphana
Lineage: Eukaryota; Metazoa; Cnidaria; Anthozoa; Actiniaria; Aiptasiidae
Exons: 4
Coding region: 237-1397 (386 amino acids)
Source: RefSeq, a predicted model, not a curated record
AACUAUGGCUUCAAGAAACCCCAUCUGAAAUCAAAUACUUAGGAGAUAACCUAGAUGGAAAAAUUAAAGCAAGAGACCAAAGGGUGAGCAACAGCAACUCUGACUACCACUGGUUUCUUAAUUUGGCUGUCAAAGAACGAGUGACAUCAAGCCAUCUUCCUCAUGACAAACCUAUCUGCCCAAUCAAGGAACUUCCAUUGUCAACAUUUCUUUUAUCUGCAUCUGAUGUACAAGCCAUGAAUAAGAACAUGAUAGUACUACUACUUCGCAAUAUUACUGACAAGAUACCUUUUCUUGAGCCAUAUAAAAAGUUUGUACCAAAACACAUUACACACAAGUAUACUAAGGAAAUGAGCACAAAAAGUGAAGUUGUCAACCUAGGACUAGUGUUUGCUGGAGAAUCAAGUUCUGAAGGAAUGGCUGAAAUACUGGAAUUCAUUCACACUUAUGCAUCUGAUGAGAAAGAACAAGCAAUAUUUGGAGGAGAUCAGCUAACAGUUGAGCGMACUACUGGAGUCCAAAGACUAAGAAAAACAGCAGAAACAAAAAAACAACAACUGUCAUGUGUCUUACCAUCCACUGAAUCUUGGCAUACCAUGAUGACAUUACUCAUAGUAAUUUUUUCUCAUCUCUGGAGUGAAAAAUCAGGUCAGGAUAUUGGAACUUUAUUCCAACUCCGAUGCAGCAUUCACAGAACAAAUGUGACUGGGGAUGUCAAGCAUCAAAUGAAUGAGACAGCUGACUUUUUUCAAGAUGUCAUAAAGGCCCACUGUAUUGCUGCAGCCCUGAAAUAUUUUGGUAUGGAAAAACUUGAUGACUCCCCAAAGCUACAUCAGCCACCAUCUCCACAGUCCAAAUCUAAAGAAAAAAAGGAAUGGUUGUAUACAAGUGCAUCCAACAUAAUUGAAUUAUAUGCGAUGGAUGGUUUAAAGCUACAUCAAAAUUCACAAGAAGACAAUCAAGAUAUACAGGAAGAUCAACCUCAAACUCAACCAGUCCAAGUCAAUGCUGAUACAACGACACCAAGAGAUGAAAAGAAGAGCCCAUACCUCCCAUGGUUGAAUAGCACAUCUGSCAUUACAUCUAAAAAAGAAAUUAAACAUGAAGAAAAAAAUGACUUUGUUUUUAACUAUGCAUGCUCUGUGCUUUCUCUUGGUUUACUUUAUGAAGAAUUUAAUGAUGCCAUAAAGGAAGGAGAUGGCGAUAGAGAAGAACUGGUCUGGAAGGUUCUUCUGCUUGUUUUUAAAGCAAGAACUAAAACAAAAGGAAGCAGAAACAAAUACGCCUAUGAGGCUUUUCGGUAUUUAGCAUUAAUAAACUCUCUUUUGUCAGAACGGAUGGCACAUAAACUAAAAUGGGGAAGAUUUGUCAACACAGNACUUCACACUAACUUAUAG